Etheostoma spectabile (orangethroat darter) is the source of this 2409-nucleotide messenger RNA. It is a transcript of the gene rell1, whose product is annotated as RELT like 1. The coding region runs from base 248 to 1036 and encodes 262 amino acids. Gene Ontology annotation, biological process: positive regulation of p38MAPK cascade. The transcript is spliced from 8 exons. NCBI's taxonomy places the organism in Eukaryota, Metazoa, Chordata, Actinopteri, Perciformes, Percidae. The record is from RefSeq and is a predicted model, not a curated record. Gene Ontology annotation, cellular component: plasma membrane.
AACUCUCUCUCCUGUGUGCUGGUCUUUGUUGGAAGGAGUAUCACUUUAAAAUUAGGGCGUAUACCCUUCGGAAAUCAGGAAAUACGUUAAUGUUUGUAAGGAGCCAUGGCAAGUCCCUCCCUUGGUUUAGUUUGACCCGUACGUACGUAUAUAUCUAUGAGUUUGACUGGUUAACCACGGUUUAACGGUUCAACGGCCGGCUCUGCAGAACAUCACCGCCAGGCCUCCCGGUAACAACUGUCCGUCAAUGGCUAAUUCCACCGCCAAUACAUCAGGUCAGCCUACAGCUACUGGAGAAAAUGGAGGUGCAGCAGUGAGCAACCCAGAGUACAUCGCUUUCAUUCUGGUGCCUGUUUUCUUCCUCCUGGGCCUGUUGGGGGUGGUCAUCUGCCACGUGUUGAAGAGGAAGGGCUACCGGUGCACCACUGAGGCCCAAGAUGGGGAGGAGGGGGAGUGUAAGGAGGAAGAAAAGGAUCCUGAGUUGGGCGAAGACAUGAAUGACACCCUCAGUGAAAACAAUGACACAGUCGGGCAGAUUGUCCACUACAUCAUGAAAAAUGAAGCAAACUCGGAUGCCCUAAAAGCCAUGGUUCAAGAAAACAGCAUUGACUCCGAUGGUCCUCCAGCCACCCCCACCUCUCCCGGCACCCCUCUCCCUCCGGUGACUCCAAUAUCGCCGGGUGCACCCCCAGGAGCCGCCAAGCACACCUGCAACCACCUGCACACCAUUGGCGGCCUGGGUGGCCAGAAGAACAUCUGCAACCGCUGCAGCCAGAAGAAGUGGCCGCUGAUGAGGAGGCCGUCGGCCCGUAAGGCGGAGCAGCGACGCAGCCUAAUCGGAGAGGUCACGGUCCUGGCUGUGGGCAGGUUCCGGGUGACUAAGUGUGAAAAGCCAACCAGGGAGAGGCGGACCCUGCUUAUAACGGACUCCAAUGGGAGCGUCCCUGCAUCUCCUACGGAGGUGGGGCCUAAGAGUCGGACAACGUCCGAGUCCCGGCAGGAGCAGACCAACAACAUGGACAAAGAGAAACGAUAGAAAUCCAGCUUUUCUACAGAGAGGAGGAAAUCAACAAUCUGGCCACUUUCCAAAAAAACCCCAAACAAGAACAUUAAAACAUCAGCGCUGGAGGAGCGAAGUGGACCAGGGAGUCGUCCCCUUCUCAUUCCUGCUCCACGGGGAGCCAAAGUGCUGCUGAUGAUGAGGACGACGGUGGUGAGAGUGACAUACAGAGUCACACCAGCCAGUUAUUUUACAAGGAGAAAGGGGAAAUUUGUGUCUAUUUCUGACACACUCCAUUUCCUCUGAAAAUGACACAGUUGUGCCUUGCUUAAGGACCUUUUAAGCAAAGCGGCUGCUUAAUGCCAAGGAAGCCUGAGCCACAGCUUAGUUACUCAAUAUGCAGAUGAUGUGUGUACAUAUGUUUUUGUAUGUGGAGGCUAGGAAAAGUCAGCAGUCAGUUAAUUGGUAACACUACACCACAGAAACAGAUACGGCCAGUCUGAGAUUAAGUUGUGGGGUUGUCAUUCCCAAACAGGAAUGAGCAACAAGCUGAUAACCGUGGUCAAAGAACCAGGAAGUAGAUUGGAAUAUUAGCAGAGGCGAUAAAGCCAUAAACUGUAAUAGUGUUAACAUGAUGUCAGAGGGUGCCUUUUUAUUCUCUUCCAAUCUGACCUCUAAUGAAGAAGAAACAUGGUUCUCACUCAGUGUUUUUUAUCAAAGUUUUAUUUUGACAAUAAAAGAAAACCAUAAGCCCACAUCCUCAGGCAGGUCCGUCUGCUCCAACCCUUCAAGGUGCCAGAUAGGUAUUACUAAAAUGUUAAAUCUUAUUGGUUUUUUGACAUGUCAGCUUAUGAAGUUUGUUUUGUAGUUGCAAAAGGUUGCCUGUUUAAAUAUCCAGCAGACAUUGAGCAACGUUAGCAGUUAUGUGUUUAUUAUAAUUUCUGUCCAUAUGAUGAACUCUUCUGUGUUUUUUUUUCUCCACUUAGGCGUUAACCAGGCGGAGAAUGUCGCAUAAAAAGAUGCAUUUGGUUGCAUUGUGGGAAAUGUAGAGCCAAGAGUUUUUGAAGCUUGGCCUAUUCUUGUGACUAAAAGUCAUUAUAUCUCGGCCUUUGCUGCUUUGAUAUUUUUAAAGUAAGAGCACUCCUUUUUCAAUUUUGUCUCCUGUAAGUCCUUCAGCUUUAUGGAGGUGCAGUACUAAAUCACUGGAGUAGCCCUCAUGAAGUAAGACAAUUAACCAAAGAUGUAUUUCCCCCAAUUUUUCCAACUUUGUGAAUGUCAUUUCAUUGUUACUUGUUUAAAAAAAAAAAAGCAUACAUAUACCUGUUAUUCAUAUUUUGCGACAGUUUGCUGUGUUUGUAUCAUUUUGUAAUGAAAGAAAUAAAGAUGACUAAUUCAUAUCAAACCAUAAA